Molecule: messenger RNA, 2129 nt
Organism: Pipistrellus kuhlii (Kuhl's pipistrelle)
Lineage: Eukaryota; Metazoa; Chordata; Mammalia; Chiroptera; Vespertilionidae
Gene: TNFSF9
Product: TNF superfamily member 9
Exons: 3
Coding region: 175-891 (238 amino acids)
Biological process (GO): positive regulation of cytotoxic T cell differentiation; immune response; positive regulation of activated T cell proliferation
Cellular component (GO): plasma membrane
Molecular function (GO): tumor necrosis factor receptor binding
Source: RefSeq, a predicted model, not a curated record
AGAGAGAGAGGAAGGAGACAGAGAUGAGAUCCAGGGAAGAGAAAGUCAGGGAAAGUCUGGCUGGAGGGGGCGGGCGCUGGGAUCCCCGCCGUCUCCGCCCCGGAAAGCGGGGCUUCCGGGUUCACUAUAAAGCGGGGAGCCGGGGACCCCGGUUUUAGCCGCCUGCCACUGGCCAUGAGCUCCAGCUCGGACGCCGCCCCGGACCCCGAGGCCCCGCGGCCGCCCGCGCCCCCCGGCCCCGCCUGCCGCCGGCUGCCCUGGGCGCUGAGCGCCGCGCUGCUGCUGCUGCUCGCCGCCGCCUGCGCCGCCUGCGCCGCCCGCGCCUGGCCCGGCCCCGCGCCCGCCGGGGGGCUCCCGGAGCGCCCCCCCGACGCCCGGGCCCGCCUCCCCGACUCCCCGCAGGAUGUGGGCGUGUUCGCGCAGCUGGUGGCCCGAGAUGUUCUGCUGAGGGAAGGGCUCCUGGAUUGGCACAGUGACCCUGGCUUGAAAGGUGUGUUCCUGGCACCAGGCCUGAGCUACGAUGAGCACACGCAGGAGCUGGUCGUGUCUGAGGCCGGCAUCUACUACGUCUUCUUGCACCUGGAGCUGCGACGUGUGGUGUCCGGAUCUGCCUCUGGCUCUGUCUCCAUUGCCUUGCACCUGCAGCCACUGGGCACAGGGGCUGCGGCUCUGGCCCUGACCUUGGACCUGCCAUCUGAAGCCCGGGACUCAGCAGCUGGCUUCCGGAGUGGCCUGCUGCACCUGCGUGCUGGCCAGCGCCUGGGUGUCCAUCUCAGUGCUGUGGCUGGGGUGCACCUCACCUGGCAGCUUGCACAAGGUGCCACGGUCUUGGGCCUCUACCGAGUGGCCACCAAGGUCCCUGCUGGACUGCCCUCAGGACAUCCUUCAUGAGGCAGGCAGGGUUGCCACCCCCCUGCAGGGAGACUAAAUCCUGCCUUUCUUCCGCGGGGCCCUCGGGUGACGGGCCCUGGCUUCUCUACCUCACCAGGCAGGGCAGGAGUUCUGGCUGCUGACCCCCUCCUCAGGGACUUGCCUGGUCCCUCUAGCACCCCUGUCCCAAGUCAAACCUUUGGUAUUUAUUAUAAGCCUGAGCUCAGACAGUGAGCUUUGUAUUUAUCUGUUUAACUUAUAUUUAUUGAGCGCCCAGGCCAGGCACUGUGCAGCAGAGCUAGAGAAACAGACCAGAACAAACAAACAAACAACAGCAGCAAGCAAAACAGACUUCAAAAAAUCCUUAUGUUAAUAUGUGAGAAAUAAAGACUCAUUCCUAGCCUCCCCCUUUGGGAUUUGUGGGGUAGCUUAGGGGGUCUGCAGAAUUCUUUGUUGUGUGAGUUUCAUUCAUGCAACUUGUUUCACUAUCUACGAUGUGUCAGGCACUGUUUUAGGUGUUGAGGAUACAGCAACGAACAAAAUAGACCAAAACUCCAGCUUUUGCCAAGCUGACGUCUCAUGGGCUGGUUUGCCACUGUGACUGUGAUUGUCUGUGACCUGCUGUGCCUGGGCCAGGGGGCAGUGUGAGUUGGUGGAUGGUACUGGGAAAUAAACUAUUUAUAAAUUUAAUGAUGACGUUACUGAGCUUUUUACUGUACACCAGAUGGUGUUAUCGGAGACUCAUAGCUACUGUAUGUGUUAAGGAUUUUUUUUUUCCAUUUUACUAUUUGUAUGCUCUUGAGGUUAUUUUCCUCUAUGGUAAGUGGGUGGUGGAAAUACUGUAGAAUACAGUUCUGCAGGAAAUCACUUGCCAGCUCUGUUCAGUGCUGUCACACCAGUAACUUAAAAUCAGCCACGGGAAUCAGCAAAUGCAACAAGCCAGGGCUUGCUUUAUUGUCUGUGGUCAUCUAGACUGAAAGUGAUGGAGGAAUUGAUGUUAAACAAGUAGAUUAGACUUAAAACGGCAUCUUGUCUCUAUCUGUUAUGUUGUAAACACCAAGGAAGUCUUCAUCUAGUGUUUUCAAACCAUUAUAAGAUUUUGUAAAGAAGUUGCUCAUGCUUUCACAAGCAAGUGAAGUGUGGACAUACAUCUUUGGCCCGUUUUAUCUUAGUAUUAUUAUUAUUUUUUAGUUGAUUUCAGAGAGGAAGGGAGAAGAAAGAGAGAGAGAAACAUCAAUGAUGACAGACUCAUUGAUUGG